CCUGGGGGGAGGCGGGAGAAGCAAGAGGAGGCGACCAGGCGAGAUCUCCCUAGACCAGGGCCGCCUGUCUGGGCUUGGGAAGCUGCGCGCGGCGCCUGGGGGGCUCCUUCUCGCGGCCGGCGGGCGGCGGCAGCGGCUGCGAUUCGCAGGCUCAAGAUCCGUUGCCCCGAGCUCCGCUGCCGGCGACUUACCUCCUGGCACCUUGAAGCGCGAGAGUCAGGGGAGCUCUGCAAAUAGCAGGAGGGAGUGGAUGCAAGGAGGUGGCGGUGAGAGGGCGAGAAGAGGAGAAAGGAAAGGAAAGAACCGAGCCCAGGAGCCGGACUGGCAGCCGCGGCGGGAGGAGCGACGGCUGCUGCGGAGGAGGCGGCGGCAGAGGGGCGGACGCCUGCGGCUGGGUAGCUGCGCGCUGCGCAGCGGUGGCGGGCAGCUGGCGGCUAUGCCGGCCCCGGGGCUGGACUGCUAAAUCCACCGGCGGACUCGAACUGGGAGGGGGCGCCAGCGCACCCAGGACACGGUGCCCCAAGGGACCCUGCUCUAAGCGGCAAACUGAAGCCCCCCCGCCUCUCUGGGCCAAACACAUCCCCGCAUCCGUUCGCAGCUGCCACCCCGGGUGUUCCAAAGGCUCCGGCAAAGAUCUGCGCCUCCCGGGUCUUCCUACCCGCCAACCCGACUGCUCCGCAACGCCACCUCUGGCCCCCGUCAGACUCCGCUCAGCAGUCGGCUUCAUCGAACUUGAUUUCUCACCUCCUCAACCCCAUCACCUCCAUCUCCUUUCCCCCGUCUCGCCUCCACCCCCCCAAUUUCCUCCUCCUCGCCCCUCAUUUCCACCCUCCUCCCCCUCCCCCGGCCACUUCGCUAACUUGUGGCUGUUGUGAUGCGUAUUCCCGUAGAUCCGAGCACCAGCCGGCGCUUCAGCCCCCCCUCCAGCAGCCUGCAGCCCGGCAAGAUGAGCGACGUGAGCCCGGUGGUGGCUGCGCAGCAGCAGCAGCAACAGCAGCAGCAGCAGCAACAGCAGCAGCAGCAGCAACAGCAGCAGCAGCAGGAGUUUUUUUUGGCGGCGGCAGCGGCGGCGGCGGCAGCGGCAGCAGCGGCCGCGGUACCCCGGUUGCGGCCGCCGCACGACAACCGCACCAUGGUGGAGAUCAUCGCUGACCACCCGGCCGAGCUAGUCCGCACCGACAGCCCCAACUUCCUGUGCUCCGUGCUGCCUUCGCACUGGCGCUGCAACAAGACCCUGCCCGUGGCCUUCAAGGUAGUAGCCCUUGGAGAGGUACCAGAUGGAACUGUGGUUACUGUCAUGGCGGGUAAUGAUGAAAAUUAUUCUGCCGAGCUCCGAAAUGCCUCUGCUGUUAUGAAAAACCAAGUAGCAAGGUUCAACGAUCUGAGAUUUGUGGGACGGAGUGGACGAGGAAAGAGUUUCACCUUGACCAUAACUGUCUUCACAAAUCCUCCCCAAGUAGCCACCUAUCACAGAGCUAUUAAAGUUACAGUGGAUGGACCCCGGGAACCCAGAAGGCACAGACAGAAGCUUGAUGACUCUAAACCUAGUUUGUUCUCUGACCGCCUCAGUGAUUUAGGGCGCAUUCCUCAUCCCAGUAUGAGAGUAGGUGUCCCGCCUCAGAACCCACGGCCCUCCCUGAACUCUGCACCAAGUCCUUUUAAUCCACAAGGACAGAGUCAGAUUACAGACCCCAGGCAGGCACAAUCUUCCCCACCGUGGUCUUAUGACCAGUCUUACCCCUCCUACCUGAGCCAGAUGACGUCCCCGUCCAUUCACUCUACCACCCCGCUGUCUUCCACGCGGGGCACUGGGCUUCCUGCCAUCACCGACGUGCCCAGGCGCAUUUCAGAUGAUGACACUGCCACCUCUGACUUCUGCCUCUGGCCUUCCACUCUCAGUAAGAAGAGCCAGGCAGGUGCUUCAGAACUGGGCCCUUUUUCAGACCCCAGGCAGUUCCCCAGCAUUUCAUCCCUCACUGAGAGCCGCUUCUCCAACCCACGAAUGCACUAUCCAGCCACCUUUACUUACACCCCGCCAGUCACCUCAGGCAUGUCCCUCGGUAUGUCCGCCACCACUCACUACCACACCUACCUGCCACCACCCUACCCCGGCUCUUCCCAAAGCCAGAGCGGACCCUUCCAGACCAGCAGCACUCCAUAUCUCUACUAUGGCACUUCAUCAGGAUCUUAUCAGUUCCCCAUGGUGCCGGGGGGAGACCGGUCUCCUUCCAGAAUGCUUCCGCCAUGCACCACCACCUCGAAUGGCAGCACGCUAUUAAAUCCAAAUUUGCCUAACCAGAAUGAUGGUGUUGACGCUGAUGGAAGCCACAGCAGUUCCCCAACUGUUUUGAAUUCUAGUGGCAGAAUGGAUGAAUCUGUUUGGCGACCAUAUUGAAAUUCCUCAGCGGUGGCCCAGCGGUAUCUGGGAGCCACAACCCAAAUGUAUCAAUAUAUACAUAUAUAGAGAGAGUGCAUAUAUAUGUAUAUCAAUUAGCUAUCUACAAAGUGCCUACUUUUUAGAAGAUUUUUUCAUUCACUCAGUCAUGAGUUUGCAACCAUAGAGGGUUGAUAAUCGAGAAGCAAAAGGCCCAAGAGAGAUGAUCCUAAUCAGGUUUCAGCUGGUUUUCUAUUUUUCUUUAAAUAGAAAAAAAUGUACUUUCACAAACAAAGGGAAAAGAUAUUUUUGUUGCUGUUGUUGUUUGGCUUAUUAUAAAUAACGUUUCAUAUGCCAAUUCAGAGAGGUGGACUCCAGGUUCAGGAGGAAGAAGAGCAAAGCCGCUUCCUCUCUGUGCUUUGAAACCACACAUCCUCACGGUUGCAGCUGUGUAUGGACCAGUGCACUUUGCAGACCAGCUUACAAAGCCAGUCGAGGUGCACGUAAAGGGAAAAGAGGUAGAAUGGAAGCUUCCAUUACAGUAUCACUGUUCCAAACUUUGCUUUCAGACUUGCUGCAAGUACUCAUUUGAACUGUUUGGUUCAGUUUUUUUUCUCCCUACUUUAAGAAAGUGACUUCAAAAGUACUGAUCAGGAUAGGUUAUUUUAUUUUACUUUUUAAUGCUUUUUCCUCCCUUUUCCCAUUUAACUAAAAAGAAAGACCAUCCCAAACCCCUCUUCUCCUUUUAUGCAAAACUGAAAAUGGCAAUAUCUUAUUAUAGCCAUAAUGGUAUAGAUAGUGUUUGUGUUUGGCUGUGUGUUAUUUGUUUCUUUUUUUUUUUAAAUUAUGAAUAUGUGUAAAAUCUGAGGUAACUUGCUAAGUGAAUGGUCAUAUAACUUUAAAGAUAUAUUUAUAAUUAUUUAAUGACAUUUGGACCCUUGAAACAUUUCUUAGUGUAUUGAUAUGUUGACUUCGGUCUCUAAAAGUGCUCUUUAUUAAAUAACAAAUUUCUUCAGUGGGCUAGAGCCAUACCUGGAAUAUUGCUAAGCAAUCAGUUCAUCCAGGCACAAUGUGAUUUUUAAAAAUACUUCCAUCUCCAAAUAUUUUAGAUGUAGCUUGUUUUUGUAUGAAGGAAAUGUUAUGCUUAGUUCUUUCAGAUCUUUGACUGCCUCUAACACAGCUUUGCCUUUUAAAGCAAUAAUUAGGGAUUAAAAAAAUAACUCUUAGCUCUUUAUCACUUAUGUUGCCCUUUAUCAGCAUAAAAUGCUGGAAUUAUGUGAUUUCCUCAUUUCUUUCAAAUAACAAUGACUUGUCUUAUUAAAAAGACAAGGGAAUCUUUGAACUGCGGAAAAAUGUUCUGUGGUUUCACAGUUAAAGCAGAACCCUAAAUCGCCAGGCUUCAUAGUGAAGAUGUAGUGAGCUGAAAGCCACACGUGUGGCCAAAGGAUCAAUCACGAUAUACAUAGCACAGGAAAGCAAAAUUGCACCAGAGAUUCUUAACCAACCUGCCUUACCAAACAGUAGGCCUGGGGAACCCAAAUUUGCCGUACCCAAGGGCCUGCUGGCAGCUCUCCACAGAUUUUGCAUUUAAAGGAGCAGAAUUAAGUCAUUGUCUUAUGGGAGCAGAGUCAUCUGAAAUAGCAGGCAAGUUCCAGCAGAUAGCUGAUCUGGGAGAACAUACAGCCUGUGACAUCCCAUAUACAACCUUAGACAGUCAUAUUUCUCACGGUGGAGGAAAAGGAAAGGCAAAGCUAUGUGGAGUUUGGUGUCUACUACCGUGUAUGAAUUUGAGCUAAAGCCCUCCUAUAGGAUGCACUUUGACCACUCCUGGUGGCCACAUGGCAAAUUCUCAAGUGUGAAGUUUUAAUCUAAACCAGGAUUAUUUCACGACACCACCAGGCAAAUCCCUGCCCUCCUCCUCCACAGGUCAAGGGCCCUUCAUUUGAAUUCUGUGCCCCAUAUCCCCAAGAAGAACUUUGUAGAGAUUUGCCUCCAUCCCCCACAAGCCCCUUGCUCUCUUUAGUCAUUCUCAUGCCCACCUUUCUAGGCCACCAAGCAUUGCAGGACAGCUUGUGGGGCAGUUGGACCUGUGCUUCUUGCCUGGGAGUCCCUGUUAGAAUUCAUCCUGACUCUUAAUAAAAAUUGAGGGGAAACUAAACCAAAACAAAACACUUUGCCUUCUAAAGGUUGUA
Messenger RNA from Pteropus alecto (black flying fox), 4566 nucleotides. It is a transcript of the gene RUNX2, whose product is annotated as runt related transcription factor 2. Bases 875 to 2395 code for a protein of 506 amino acids. Gene Ontology annotation, molecular function: DNA-binding transcription factor activity, RNA polymerase II-specific; RNA polymerase II cis-regulatory region sequence-specific DNA binding; ATP binding. Gene Ontology annotation, biological process: hemopoiesis; regulation of transcription by RNA polymerase II; neuron differentiation. Gene Ontology annotation, cellular component: nucleus. The record is from RefSeq and is a predicted model, not a curated record. The transcript is spliced from 7 exons. NCBI's taxonomy places the organism in Eukaryota, Metazoa, Chordata, Mammalia, Chiroptera, Pteropodidae.